Molecule: messenger RNA, 555 nt
Organism: Scaptodrosophila lebanonensis
Lineage: Eukaryota; Metazoa; Arthropoda; Insecta; Diptera; Drosophilidae
Exons: 5
Coding region: 1-555 (184 amino acids)
Biological process (GO): sodium ion transport
Cellular component (GO): membrane
Molecular function (GO): sodium channel activity
Source: RefSeq, a predicted model, not a curated record
AUGAAGGAAUCCAUAGACGUUGAUCAGAUGUUAAAAAAUUGUUCAUUUGGUAGCAGGCAAUUCUCCUGUCAUCGCUAUUUCGAUAUGCAACUAACUGAGCUGGGACCUUGCAUUGUGUUUAAUAGUUUUCUGAUGCAGCGUAAUUCCUUGAAUGAAAAAAUGCGUAGAAAUGAGAUGUUUUUUCUGGAGGAAACAAGCCCGAAUUGGCAUCUCAGCUUCGAUUUGGUAGGAAACGCCAAGGAUGCUAGGAUAUAUAUGAAAUCAACCACCAAUCUGCUCUCUUUGAGGGACAAGUCAACUUUUACGCCGAGCACAGAAUAUCACACGACUAUUAAUUUCAAGAUUUUUGGCAUACUUAACACACCGGCUGUUAGGGCUCUGAGACCUUGGCAGCGAAAGUGCUAUUACUCUAACGAGAUGUUUAAUGAUAUGAAGCCGUAUAUCAGGAGCACGUUUUAUGAUGAAUCCCUUUGCCUUAACUUUUGCCAUGCCAUGCUGUUUGUCGAGAAAUGCAAUUGUCUACCCCACGUUUACAACGAUUUUUUCAAAAGUUAG